CAAUGUUCAUAUUAUCAUUGAUUCACAUGUGUGAAAAAUUAAAUGUCAUCUAAUCUCGAGCACGUGCCUCACAGAACAUCAGGCCAGCACAGUAGUUUAAUCAAUCGCCAGUGUGCUCAGGUAGUGAAAAUGAUUAAUUCAGUGGGUAAAAUAUGAGAAUAAUAAAUUAAUAAAGUAUAACGCACGUGGUCAUCGAAUGUCGUCCAUAUUUCAACCUCCGUAAUUUCGCGCUUUGGAGCAGCUGCUAAUGCGCGUUGAAUUGAAAGCAACGAAUUCGUUGAUUGAAACCAAGAAAGAUGGCGGAUUGUGAAAAAGAGGAGGCUCAUAAUCUCCAAAUGGAGUUUGAGUGGGUGCUUCACGAGGAAGUACAUUCGUCGCUCUCCCAGUUGCGCAACAUUCUGAUGGAUUGUGCGCAGAGGUUUCCAUUGGCUCUUUUUGGAAAUGAUCAACCAUGCAAGACGGAUAGAUUUGUUUUUACAGCACCACAUGACCAAGUAAAAUGUGUGAUAGUAUUGACUGGGGAUAGUAUUACAAAUGCCGAGGUGAAUUUCAAGGUUCAGCGGCAACAAAAUGCCAAUAUGCGGACUAGUAUACAAAACGAUCAUCCCUGGAAACUUCAACAGAUUCAAGAUGCUGCUAAUCAUUUACAGCAGGCUAUCGCUCACAUAGAUAAUGUUGACCGUCAUUAUCUAUUUAAAACCUCAGAUGAAGUUAUGCACAUCCUGGGGAACAUAUUAGGAUGCCUACAGCGUAGUAGAACCAGUUUAAUCGUCCCAAGAAAAAAGACCAUUGAUGAUCUUAUCAAAAGUCGCAAUAUGAAAUCCUUAACACCCAAUCUGCCGGACAACUUGGCCAUCAGUUUUUACAUACAAAGUUAUAAAUUAGUCCUAGCCGUUUACCAAUUGGAAAAUGCACAUGGUAGCGUUAAGUAUGAAACACAUCAGGCGGAGUGCAGCGUACCAUGGCUCAAUGAAGCAUUGGUCUUACUCACCAUAGCCUUGCAGCUUUGCCAAAGAUUGAAAGAUAAGAUCUGUGUUUUCUCCCAGUACAAGGACUUCACAGUUGGAUCUCGCGUGCCCUCAGCAAUGGAAUGGUAACGUUGAAAAAUGAUUUUAAUCGCAGAAACCAUGUUAUUGAUCUUUGGAGGUAUUUUAGAGCAUUGAUUUUUAACCAUUGAGUAUGUUACCGCUGGCGAGCUAUCACUGUUGAGCACACUUUUUGCUGUGCGUAUGUAUUUGCAUACUAUGGAAAUACUUAAAUUUUAGUAAGAUGAUAUUCCUAUUUGAAUUCGAUUUUAUGAAGAGUUUUAUUUUCGCAUCGACCGACUCACCCACUCAAAAGCAUUUGGAUUCGGAUACGUGUUUUUUAAACGUCCCGUUACGUUCAGAAUCGAUCUUAGUUCCGCCGAAUUUCCGAUUCGACAGUUUUAACUUAGUUCUUAUGUUACCCUCUUCUUAAUUCAACGCCACCUCGCUGGAACAGUUUUGUUAUUGCAAACUACUAAGUAGCUCUUGUUACUUAUAAUAUCCCAUUUGUAAAUUGUACGUUAGGAGUUUACGACUAGAAUUGUUGGUAGUGGGGCUAGACUUGUUAUCAUAGAAUAGUCAUUUUUGCACUAAGUAAAACUUUAAUCCGGUAUUAUAAAUGUUUGAUAGAUAAAGUAAUUUGACUAUCACCGCCAUUGAAUGGUCAGUCAUGAAAAUUCUGAAUAUUGAAGGAAACAAAAUGAUAAUAUUAAUAAUAAAUUCAACGGUAAUCGUAUCGGGGAGGGAAAUCCCGGAGCUACGGAAUGUCGCCUGAAUAUUUAAGACGACGGUCUCAACCAACCGCCGAUAAAAUUAACUAGUACACUUGGCCAAUUAUUUACGUGCCUGAUCGAUUAUUUUAUUUAAGCAGUAUUGUAUUUAUGUAUCAGUUCCGGGUUAGUAUAUAUAACUAAGUUAUAUCCAAAUGUUAGUUUUUAGUGAAUUGUAAAUGUAAACUUAUAUUAUCAUAUCUCAUAAUCGAAUGGUAGUUGAAUUAUAAUUCGACGUACAUCACGGUAUAGUGGAAGAAAAUGAAAAGUGAAAGCGAAAACCUGACCAACGACACGAUACUUUUAGCAAAUUGAAAAAUGGAAAGAAAGAAAAAAUCAUGUAUACACGAUAUCCAAUAUUAUGUAAAUAGUAUUAUUAUGAUUGUUUUUAUUAUAAUUGUUGCGAUUACCGUGGUAUCAUGCUAACUAAUUGCCGUAUUAUACAAAUAAAUGUACGUAUACGUAAGAGUUUAUAUAGUUUGUAAUAGAUGAAGAUUUAUUAUUUUAUUUUUAUUUAAAAUCGCAUCACCUAGGAGAGUGCCUUAUGGCUCACCGCAGGUUUAUUACUUAUUAUAUUACCCGUGCUCAUUGGUGCUCGCGUAAUGGUAUUUCAUAGAAAUUCGAUGAAUUUUGCGUGUAUGUGUGCAUUUCAAUAAUGAUUGUUACGUUCGAUAACAAGAAUAAAAAAAAUUUAUAGAACAAAACAAAAUAUAAAUGAAUUCAUAUGAAUUGCGAUUACUGCAAACGUACGAAUAGUACACUAUCGUAUUGUGCUGAAUGUGAAUCUUUCGUGCUAUUUUAUUUGUAACCUAUAUUUUUAAAUCAUCAUCCAUUGAUUUUGCUAUUUUGUUUUAUUUUCUCUUAUCGAAUACCUAUGUCAAAGACAACGACGCGCGUUGUUAACAGUCAUCGGCUAACUUUUAAUAAAUAUACAAUCGAACAAGUCGAAUACAGUUUAUAUCCUGACAAUAAAACUAAUGAGUGUGUUCGAUGUCUUAGUAAAUAAUCAGCCAAUCAUGACAACUGUCGUGUCGAAUAUCAUUCAGAAUUACAUGUACCUUAUCGUUACCAUGUUCUGAAAAUGAUGUAAUUGUUAACCAACUAUAUCUCUAUACAUGUACACACCGCGCUCCAUUGUAUGUAUUUGUAUUGUAGAAAGAACCAACUUACGUUAGAUCAAUUCAAUGUAUUUAUUGUUAAACAGCGCAGUUUUCGAAGCAAUAAACUGUAAUAGUUAAUCAUA
Molecule: messenger RNA, 3038 nt
Organism: Athalia rosae (coleseed sawfly)
Lineage: Eukaryota; Metazoa; Arthropoda; Insecta; Hymenoptera; Athaliidae
Gene: rogdi
Product: protein rogdi
Exons: 6
Coding region: 297-1097 (266 amino acids)
Cellular component (GO): RAVE complex
Source: RefSeq, a predicted model, not a curated record